AUGGAGACCACUAAGGUUGGAGGACACAUCAUAGUUGAUGACUUCCAAAUCUUAUCGAAAGAUUGGGAGUUGCAAGGCCAUCUAUGCAAAUUGCGCUCCAUCAAGAUGUGGCUCGUCGAGGCACCGAAAGCAAGCUUCCCAACUAUGUCGCAAAUAGAAGACCCUCCAACAGUAGCAGUAUCACUAAGAGUGCAUGUGGGCAAUUUUAAGAGUGGCCCAGGGGCAUCCCAUGCAAAUGACACACGGUAUCGAUCUACUUUGCAACAUGUUCAAGAGCGUGUUAAGAAUGUUGGUCAUAAAAGGAAGACUCGAUUUGCUUCCUGGAACAUUGGUUCACUGACGGGCAAGAGUUUGGAAUUGAUAGAUGUCAUGAGGAGGAGAAGGAUUAACAUUGCAUGUAUCCAAGAGACUAGAUGGAAAGGGAUGAAAGCUAAGAUGUUGGACGACUUUAAACUUUGGUAUUUGGGAGACCAAAGUGGAAGAGAUGGAGUUGGCAUAGUGGUGGAUAAAGACUUGAAAAAUGAUGUGGUAGAUGUUAAAAGAGUAGGAGACAGGAUCAUAUCCUUAAAGCUGGUGUUAGAUAAAGAAGUCAAAAUUAUUAGCGUUUAUGCUCCACAAGCAGGAUUGGAUGAGAGCUACAAGCUACAAUUUUGGGAACACAUGGAUGAAUUGAUGUAUAGUUUUAAAUCGGAUGAAAAGAUUAUUAUGGGAGACGAUCUAAACGGACAUAUUGGGAAGGAUAUGAGAGGUUAUGUAGAGGUGCAUGGAGGUUAUGGAGUUGGGGAGAGGAAUGAAGAGGGAACCUCAAUUCUGGACUUCACAACCACUUAUGAUCUAUUCAUUGCUAACACUCUUUUCAUUAAAAGGGAAGAACACUCAAUUAGUUACAAAAAUGGACAGCAUUCCAGUCAAAUAGACUUCUUCCUCACUAGAAGGCCUGACAGAUGGAUGUGUAAGGUCUGUAAGGUCAUCCCUGAGGAGAGUUUAACCUCUCAACAUAGAUGUUGA
This is a messenger RNA of Macadamia integrifolia, 1008 nucleotides long. RefSeq lists its product as uncharacterized. The coding region runs from base 1 to 1008 and encodes 335 amino acids. The transcript has 2 exons. Gene Ontology annotation, biological process: chromatin remodeling. Gene Ontology annotation, cellular component: nucleus. Lineage: Eukaryota; Viridiplantae; Streptophyta; Magnoliopsida; Proteales; Proteaceae. The record is from RefSeq and is a predicted model, not a curated record.